UCCUCGUCCCGUCGGAGAAAGAUGCUCUUCGCUCUGCAAAGAUUAUGCUUUAUUUGUCUCCUCUGUAGACUGUAACUCUCGCUCAAAUUAUUCUGCCAUCUAGUUUAUUCUCAGCCGUUUACGAUCGAGAACAUAUCCUGUGGCUUUUCCUGUGUCGCAUCUUUCCAUUUUCAAACUUUCUGGACCCUCAAAAUCCUGAAAAUUUUCACAUUGGCACUCUUUCAUUUUUUCGCGUGUACACCUUUUUAUACUUUCUUUGGGUUAUAUUCCUGCAAGUGAGGUUUCAAGUUGCGCUUUCUAUUGAAAUUGAUCGGUUUGGGAGGGUUGGGUCUUUGUUUUCCAAGAUGGGUACUGCCUCUGCUGGGUGUCCGUUUGGAAUUACUUCUCAUUCCUAUAAAAAAACUAGCGCUUUGCCUCACAGGAUGGACUGCGCAAGCUCUGGUUUCCCUCUUAAUGUCCAAGUCUCGAGAAUUAAUAUCUAUCCUAGUUCCGGUUCCUCCAUUACUUCCAAGGGAGUUGUCAGUCGAUUGGGGUCUUUACCUGAUACUGAUGAUUUCUUUUGGGAGAAAGUCCCAACACCCAUACUUGAUGUAGUUGAAAACCCAAUCCACUUGAAGAAUUUGUCUCCUAAGGAACUGAAACAAUUAUCAGAUGAAAUUCGUUUGGAACUAUCUUCUAUAAUGUCAAAAGCGCAAAAAUCAUUUAAAUCCAGUUUGUCGGUGGUGGAGCUGACAGUUGCAAUACACCAUGUUUUCAAUGCACCAGUUGAUAAGAUACUGUGGGAUGACGGGGACCAAACAUAUGUGCACAAGAUUCUUACAGGAAGGCGGACGCUCAUGCACACAGUGCGAGAAAAGAAUGGGCUUUCUGGUUUUACAUCUCGAUUUGAGAGUGAUUACGAUCCUUUUGGUGCGGGUCAUGGCUGCAACAGCAUUUCUGCUGGGCUUGGUAUGGCAAUUGCUAGGGAUAUUAAAGGGAAACGGGAGCGUAUAGUUGCUGUCAUCAGCAAUGAGACAACCAUGGCAGGUCAGGUCUAUGAGGCAAUGAGUAAUGUGGGCUAUCUGGACUCAAAUAUGGUGGUGAUUUUAAAUGACAGCCGUCACUCUCUACACCCAAAGACUGAAGAGGGUCCCAAGACAUCCAUUAAUGCUCUAUCCAGUACUCUAAGUAGGCUCCAGUCAAGUAAAUCCUUCCGGAAGUUUAGAGAAGUUGCUAAGGGUGUUACUAAAAGGAUUGGUAGGGGUAUGCAUGAGUUGGCGGCCAAAGUUGAUGAGUAUGCACGUGGUAUGAUUGGUCCACUGGGAUCAACUCUUUUUGAAGAGCUUGGAUUGUAUUACAUAGGCCCCGUUGAUGGGCAUAAUAUUGAAGACCUGAUUUGUGUUCUGCAAGAAGUAGCAUCUCUGGAUUCAAUGGGUCCUGUGUUGGUUCAUGUGAUAACAGAGGAAAAUCAGGGACCAGAAAAUAAUCAGAAGACUGAAAUUUCGGGCAAGAAACUUGAAGAUUUAAGUAAUUUUGGUUCAUUACCGUCUAGGAUCCACUCAUUGACAUACAGUGAUUGCUUUGUGGAGGCUUUAGUUUUCGAGGCAGAGAAGGAUAAAGAUAUCGUGACAGUUCAUGCAGGAAUGCAAAUUGAACCAUCACUUCAAUUAUUUCAGGAAAAAUUUCCUGACAAGUUUUUUGACGUGGGAAUUGCUGAGCAACAUGCAGUUACAUUUUCUGCUGGUUUGUCUUGUGGUGGAUUGAAGCCAUUUUGCAUAAUCCCUUCCACCUUUCUGCAAAGAGCUUAUGAUCAGGUGAUCCAUGAUGUAGAUCGGCAGAGAAUUCCAGUGCGUUUCGUCAUUACUAGUGCAGGACUUGUGGGGUCUGAUGGCCCCUUGCAGUGUGGGGCAUUCGAUAUAACAUUAAUGUCAUGCUUGCCAAACAUGAUAGUAAUGGCACCAUCCGAUGAGGAUGAGCUUGUCCACAUGGUGGCCACAGCAGCCCAAAUUAAUGAUCGACCUAUUUGCUUCAGAUAUCCUAGGGGUGCAAUUUUAGGAGUAGACUACUCUAUAUGCAGUGGAAUUCCCAUUGAGAUUGGAAAAGGGAGAGUUCUUGCUGAGGGUAAAGAUGUUGCUUUGCUUGGCUAUGGGGCAAUGGUUCAGAAUUGUCUGAGGGCUCGCUCCCUUCUCUCAAAGCUUGGCCUUGAGGUAACAGUGGCAGAUGCAAGGUUCUGUAAGCCCCUAGAUAUCAAGCUUCUGAGGCAUCUGUGUGAAAAUCACGCAUUUCUGAUCACUGUUGAGGAAGGCUCUAUUGGGGGAUUUGGAUCCCAUGUUGCACAGUUUCUCACACUUGAUGGACAACUCGAUGGAAGAAUUAAGUGGCGUCCAAUUGUUCUACCAGACAACUACAUAGAACAUGCAUCAGCAGAUGAACAGCUUGCUCUUGCUGGGUUGACUGGUCAUCACAUAGCUGCAACAGCAUUGAGUUUGCUUGGCCGCAAUCGUGAAGCCCUCCUCUUGAUGUGCUAGAAAGCUCUACUUUGCUUAUCCUUGUUGGAAUACUAUGAUAGAUUGAAGAACGGGAAGCAGAAGAAAGGGAAAGAUGCUAAUUUAUUACUAAUCAAACAAGAGAAGAAAGGAAAAGAUGUAUUGAAGCUCAAUACAGCAUUGUCUCUACCAAGUUUUAGUUACUGGUUCUAGUAAUCUGUGUCUCUCUUUCAAAUUCUUUGUAUGUAUCACAGCAAGCAUCAAGUAGAUGGUAAUUGUAUAGUACUGAUGCCAUUACGGAAUUAAACUUGGAUGAUA
Juglans regia (Persian walnut) is the source of this 2783-nucleotide messenger RNA. RefSeq names its product probable 1-deoxy-D-xylulose-5-phosphate synthase, chloroplastic. Bases 345 to 2507 code for a protein of 720 amino acids. Gene Ontology annotation, biological process: terpenoid biosynthetic process. Lineage: Eukaryota; Viridiplantae; Streptophyta; Magnoliopsida; Fagales; Juglandaceae. The record is from RefSeq and is a predicted model, not a curated record. Gene Ontology annotation, molecular function: 1-deoxy-D-xylulose-5-phosphate synthase activity. The transcript has 10 exons.